Helianthus annuus (common sunflower) is the source of this 642-nucleotide messenger RNA. Its product is annotated as T-complex protein 1 subunit alpha-like. Gene Ontology annotation, biological process: protein folding. Lineage: Eukaryota; Viridiplantae; Streptophyta; Magnoliopsida; Asterales; Asteraceae. Gene Ontology annotation, molecular function: ATP-dependent protein folding chaperone; ATP binding. The record is from RefSeq and is a predicted model, not a curated record. The transcript is spliced from 2 exons. The coding region runs from base 1 to 642 and encodes 213 amino acids. Gene Ontology annotation, cellular component: chaperonin-containing T-complex.
AUGGUUAUCAACCAUCUGGACAAGCUAUUUGUGACAAGCGAUACUGCAACCAUUGUGAACGAGCUUGAGGUUCAGCAUCCUGCAGCCAACAUUUUGGUAUUGGCAGGGAAAGCACAGCAGGAGGAAAUUGGUGAUGGGGCCAACUUAGUAGUUUCUUUUGCCAGGGAGCUUUUCCAGAGUGCAGAAGAAGUCAUUAGGAUGGGACUGCAUCCCUGUGAUAUCAUCAUUGGAUACACAAAGGCAAUUAAUAAGAAGAGGAUUCGACUUGGGUUUCGGGAACGAAUUCGGUUUCGCUUGUGUCUUGGGCGGGUAUGUUUGGUGGUGGCAUGUUUGGCGGAAAAAAAGGGGGUUGAGAAUAAUACCCGAAAUAUGGAGGCAGCGGUUGAGUGGUGGGAUGAGGAGAAGUUGGUGGCAUUGGAUAAUAUCCAAGUUCACCCGUACGCGGGUCUCGGCGAUAGCGGCCCUCUUGCUCGUUGUUUUGCAAAUUUUGCCAAAACGGAUUGGUCGGAUCCCAUGGGUUGUUUGGGUUGUUGGGAAACAUUGUUGGGAAGUUUUAAAAAAUAUGAAGAGAAUUGUAUAAAAAGUGAGGUAGAAAGUGAGAGGAAUGAUUUAAAAAGUGACGUAGAAAGUGGGUAUUUAUAG